AUGCCUCAACAAUCCCACACAAUUUCGGUCGGCACGACUCUUCUGUUUACCAUUUUCCUCUUCGUUGCCUUCUUCCCCGGUCUAUUCCACUCCAUCUGGACCAUCCCUGCGAGCAUUCUUCCAUUUGCAAGAGCUCCCUCCGAACCUGUCGCACCCACAACCAUGACCUGGUUUCAGAAGCAGUUCAGCCUCCAGGCGAAGUCGCGCGGAUCCUAUUUGGUGACGGACCAAGUUCUGCAGGCCUUGCCUGAGAUCAGGAGUUACAAAGUUGGACUGUUGAAUCUUUUCAUUCAGCACACGAGCGCCGCCUUGAGUUUAAAUGAGAAUUUCGAUGAGGAUGUUAGGGCAGACAUGAGCGACUCGCUGGACCGCAUCGUCCCAGAGGCAGGCCCCAGAGGCGAGGCACUGUAUCGUCACGACGCCGAGGGUCCUGACGAUAUGCCGGCCCAUGUCAAAUCUGCUCUGAUCGGGGCCAGUGUAACAAUUCCCAUCAAGGAUGGAAGAUUGACAACUGGAACAUGGCAAGGUAUAUACUAUUUGGAGUUCCGGGCAGACAGGCAGAACCGUCGUAUCGUAGCCACUAUUCAAGGAGAAAAGGCGUAG
This is a messenger RNA of Clonostachys solani, 603 nucleotides long. NCBI's taxonomy places the organism in Eukaryota, Fungi, Ascomycota, Sordariomycetes, Hypocreales, Bionectriaceae. The record is from the annotation of a GenBank genome assembly.